AUGGCGGAAGUUCAGCUGCCGCAACAACCAGCCCAGACGACUCAGAAAGUCUCGGAUAUCGUUCAUAGUUAUCGACCGACAAAGGCCUUCCGAACAUCGAAGCAAGAUGCUCCAAACUAUGUGACAUCGCUGGACUUUGACGACCAAGGAGAAUUUCUCGUGGCUGCAGGCGACGACGAGACUAUUCAGGUGUUUGAUAUCAAGGAGGGCAAGUCGACGAAGUCGGUUCCGAGCAAGAAAUAUGGCGUUCACCUGGCGCGGUUCACCCAUCAUUCUCGCCAGAUCCUACACGCGAGUACAAAAGUCGAUGAUUCCUUACGUCUCCUCGAUCUUCAUAACGAAAGCUAUGUUCGGUACUUCUCUGGUCUUUCAGACAAGGUAGUAAGCCUGGCUCUAUCUCCAGGCAGCGAUUCCUUUAUUUCUUGCUCCAAAGACGAUUUGGUCACACUCUGGGAUCUCGGUUCGCGCAAUGCUCAGGGUAAACUGAAACUUUCGACCCCAUAUCUCGUCGCCUUCGAUCCCUCUGCUUCUGUGAUCGCCAUUGCCUCACAAUCGACCUCGUCUGUCCUGCUGUACGAUUUCCGCAACUAUGAUAAAUCCCCGUUUUCUACUUUCGAUCUGGCUGCAUAUGAAGAAAGAUAUACUCCCUCGACCCGUGGGAGAGCCUGGACUCGGCUUGAGUUUUCCAAUGAUGGGAAGCUUCUACUUGUUGGUACCGACUACCACGGCCACUUCGUCCUUGACGCCUUUGAGGGAACCCUCAAGGCCUUCUUGGUUGGGAAGAACGGGUCGUCUGGGCGAGCCGCACCCGUGUCAACUACGGGGAAGCCGCUUGGCCAAGGCGAUGCAUGCUUUACUCCUGACGGUCGAUACGUUAUUGGAGGUGCGGGCGAUCAAUCAGAUGUUCUUGUCUGGGAUACCCAUCAGACCCUUGAUUCUGGUUCUACCUUGCAACCAAUGACCAGAUUACCUCAUCGCAACCGAACGGCUAUUGUCGAGUGCAAUCCACGAUACAAUAUGUUUGCAACAGCAGAUAAAGAAACUGUCUUCUGGCUUCCCGAAGAUGGCUCACGCCCCCCCGAGAAAUAA
Molecule: messenger RNA, 1089 nt
Organism: Penicilliopsis zonata CBS 506.65
Lineage: Eukaryota; Fungi; Ascomycota; Eurotiomycetes; Eurotiales; Aspergillaceae
Exons: 3
Coding region: 1-1089 (362 amino acids)
Cellular component (GO): Set1C/COMPASS complex
Molecular function (GO): protein binding; chromatin binding
Source: RefSeq, a predicted model, not a curated record